AUGUCGCUUGCUAUACUCCCUUCGCAUACUCCCGUCACUCGUCCGACUGCUCCUACUAGACGACCCAAACUUUCCCUCAACACUGCUUCUCUCCCUUCGACCUUUGGCAAGAGCACUACUGGACUCAGACUCGACACACCUUCAAUAGCUUCGCCUACUGCGAGGAACACCUUCAGCAAUGCCUACGGAUCGCAACAUGUGACAAGUCCUGAAGCCUUGACACCUCAUGAUCAUGUACGACAAAACUCUCGACUGUGUCUGGACACGUCGGUGGCACCUACUCAUCAACAACCUUCUCGAUCUUCUUCUGCCGACAGCUGCAUGUCUGCCACAUCUGCCACCUCGGCCUCGACCGACUCUUCCAUCUCUUCCUUGUCCACAAUCGACUCCUUUGACAAGCCUGUUCCAUACCGUCUACCAUUCAACCACCGCUCCAUCCUCACAAACGGGCCUCAUGGCUGUAUGCGCCGUCGCAAGUCCUUCUCAAGUACACGGCCCAUGUUUCCGUCACCCAAGAAGGUGUCUUUCCGAGCACCUCUGACAGAAGACGUCCACAAUAAUGUCUACACUCUGGCACACUCCGACAUCGAGCCCGCUUCAGCCUCUACCACAUCCCUCGAGCCCCUGCCCUCGGGACAUGGACACUAUGUCCAACAACAGCAAAAACACAAAAGAGCAGCAAUCCUGCCAAUCAGAACACCCACAUGCGGCGACAAACGCGACUCUUCCUCGGAAGACGACUCGGAUAGUGAUAUCUGCCCAUCAACACCAAUCACAAGGAGGAGUAAGAAGCCUCGAGAGUGGGUAUGGACGUUAGGUCCCAUCGACACAAUAACACCGCCUCCCUCAUCAAGUCCCAUCGACGACAGCACUCAAUUGUGA
Messenger RNA from Aureobasidium subglaciale EXF-2481, 882 nucleotides. RefSeq lists its product as uncharacterized. Bases 1 to 882 code for a protein of 293 amino acids. The transcript has a single exon. The record is from RefSeq and is a predicted model, not a curated record. Lineage: Eukaryota; Fungi; Ascomycota; Dothideomycetes; Dothideales; Saccotheciaceae.